GGAGCAGGGAGGGGGGGAGAGGAGGAGGGAGGAGCAGCACCAGCAGGGGACCGGGAGCGGGGCUGGCGACGAAGCGAGGCGACGCAGGCACAGCUUGGUGUGAAGGCACUGUGAGCCAUGGAUGCGUUCAUGAAGGGACUUUCCAAGGCCAAGGAUGGGGUCGUGGCAGCUGCCGAGAAGACCAAGCAGGGUGUGGCAGAAGCGGCUGGGAAGACCAGAGAGGGUGUGCUGUAUGUAGGUUCUAAAACCAAGGAAGGUGUGGUUCAUGGUGUGACAACAGUGGCUGAGAAGACCAAAGAGCAAGUGACAAAUGUCGGUGAGGCUGUGGUGACAGGGGUGACCGCAGUGGCACAGAAGACUGUGGAAGGAGCAGGCACUAUUGCAGCUGCCACUGGCUUUGGCAAGAAGGACCAGAUGGGCAAGAGUGAAGAAGGAAUCCCACAGGAAGGAAUUCUGGAAGAUAUGCCCAUGGAUCCUGACAAUGAGGCUUAUGAAAUGCCUUCUGAGGAAGGAUGCCAGGACUAUGAACCAGAAGCCUAGGAAACAACUUCACUCCCAGCUCCCUCAGGUCUGCUGACAGAUGUUGCCCCUGUACCAGUGCUCUGUUCCAACGUGCCCACCCAGCCAUCACUGUUCCUUGGAGUUUUUACAGUGUGUGAACUCCUGCAUCAGCAUCAACUGGAGUGUCCACACCUGCACCCCACUUGGCAUUUCGGUGCUCCCCCCGUCACUGGAGUGAAUAUAUAGUAGCAGGCCUCCCCUGUGCUGUGGACAUUGUAGCUUCCAAUCUAAAACAUCAAAGCAAAUUAAAACCAUCUUGGUGGCUACCUUCCAAUUCUCCACUAAUUUUUUUCUUUUUUGCCAUUUGUUGUUGCUGCUGCUGUUGAGAAGUUGUGAGUGAUUUCCCAUAAUGUGAGAUUUUUUUAGAUGUCCUUUAAUAAUCCUUCCUGUCUGAAGAUAGCGAUGUAUGGUGACAUCUAUUGUCAUAUCCAGUUCUUCUGAACAUGUGCUCAUGUGACUAAGCAUCUAUAAAUACUCGCUCUGACAUUUCGCCUCCUCCUGUUUUGUUUUAUUAACGUGUUUGUAUAUAAAUGGUGAAAAUGGAAAUAAAAUGGUCUCUCAUUAUACAAAAGUA
Molecule: messenger RNA, 1135 nt
Organism: Erinaceus europaeus (western European hedgehog)
Lineage: Eukaryota; Metazoa; Chordata; Mammalia; Eulipotyphla; Erinaceidae
Gene: SNCA
Product: synuclein alpha
Exons: 6
Coding region: 118-540 (140 amino acids)
Biological process (GO): synaptic vesicle endocytosis; regulation of dopamine secretion; chemical synaptic transmission
Cellular component (GO): axon terminus; neuronal cell body; cytoplasm
Molecular function (GO): cuprous ion binding
Source: RefSeq, a predicted model, not a curated record